Molecule: messenger RNA, 3123 nt
Organism: Colletotrichum karsti
Lineage: Eukaryota; Fungi; Ascomycota; Sordariomycetes; Glomerellales; Glomerellaceae
Product: pumilio domain-containing protein
Exons: 5
Coding region: 1-3123 (1040 amino acids)
Biological process (GO): post-transcriptional regulation of gene expression
Cellular component (GO): cytoplasm
Molecular function (GO): mRNA binding
Source: RefSeq, a predicted model, not a curated record
AUGGACGACCCGCGCUUCCGAUCCCAACAAACAUCCCGUAACGAGCCCACGAUGAAUUCGCUUGUUUCACCUCCGCGGAACGGCAACCGCAUGUCCCAGCCUGUUCAGGCUCACGAUGGGCGCGGUGCUCUGCCUCGCCGCUUCACCACCGACUCGGGGCGUGUACCAACAUUGUCUUCAAUUACCGGCCAGCGUGGCGGCCCUGAUAUGGGCAACGAUUAUAACCUUGAAAAGAAGAAACUCGAAUACGAGAGGAUCCGCGAGCAAAGACGCCGGUUUGAACUGGAGAUGCAGAAGCUGGAGCAGGUACAGCGACGCGAAGAGAUGGAGCUCGCCAAGAUGCAGGACGACCUGCGCCAGGGUCACCAGUCGGAGCCCACGACGCCUCCCGAAUACCACGAGUCUUCCGGCUUCCCUACGAUGUUCUCCCGGCCGAACCGUUACUCAACCUCGAGCCUGACGUCGCCCCCGGGCUUGUUCAACCGUCCCGGCCGCUCGGGAUCGCAGCUCACGUCUCCUCAGUCGACCAUGAUGCAAUCGCGCUUCAACUUCGACGAACAUCUUCCAUCUCGAUCCGUCCCCGGCUCCCGAAGAAACAGCGAUGAAGACGAGAAGGAGGAGGCGGUUCGCCAGGACCCGACUAGCCAUCGGUCCUCCAAUGCCUACAACCGGUAUUCUAUGCCGGUGACCAGGUCCCGAACUGGAUUGUACGGUUCCGACCUCGACCAAACCGGCACCGCUCGCUUCCUCUUUGGCGAAGAAGACGCUUCUGGCGAGCAUAAGUACGGACAGGGCAACGACGACAACUUCCCUACUUUGGUGCGUCGCGACGAUCAGAUGCUUUCUGCAUCCUCCGCUGCCCUUGACCUUGCCCUCUCUCCUUCGCCUGCCCCCGACGCGCCUACCACCACCACCACUACCAAAGGUUGGGGCCAUAUUAACCGUCACCGAACUCAACAGAGUCUGUCUGCUAUCAACACUUCUGCGCUCAACGGAGCUGCUUCAUCUGGCGAUAUCGGCAACAACAGAGCCUCCGUUCGCCAUUCGCUCGACCUCAAGUUCUUUCCCGACGCACCUUCCGAUAACCAGAACUCCGUUGUUUCGCCUACCAACCACAUCAUGGCCACUCCUCCCAAGUUGCAGAGCUCCUUCUCUGCUAACGACGUGCCUACCGUCAAGACCGCGAACAACGCUGCCGUGACCAAUAAUCACGCCCAGCAGCACUUCCACAACCACAAUGCCAGCAUUGGUCGUAUCCCUGCUGGUGCUGUCCCCGGCCGUCAUAGCCGUGAGCUCUCCAACGACAACAGCAUGGCUGGUGUCCGCGAGCAGGCUGGUUCUUUCCCCUCCAUCCAGUCCGCUCUGCAGGCCAACGCUGCUCCUUUCGGCCCUGGCGCUCCGGGCCAGGGCUUCCCUCACCACUCUCAGGGCAACCCGACUCCCAACCAGGUGGCUACUGCUGGCCCCGCCGGUCCCAACAACGCGUACGGCAACUUCUACCCGAAUGGCUAUGUCUCUCCUUCCAACACUGGGCCUCCUACCUCUGGUCCUGCUGGUCCUGGUGGUCCUGGUGGUCACGGUGGUCACGGUGGUCACGGUGGUCACGGCGGUCACGGCGGUCCUGGACCUUACGGCAUGCCGCUUCUGGCCAUGGGCAUGCAGAACAUGAACCUGGGCGGCAACAACAUGUAUCCUGCCCAGAACUACUCUGGUUAUGGGGCGCUUUACAACCCGCAGCCCCAGCCUCGCGACAGCCAGGCUCGUGUCAUUCAGCACCGCCGCCAGAUGGACAACGAAGCUAUGUCGCGCUACAACGGCCUCGCCCUUGAGACUGUGGGCGGUCAAAUCUAUGAUCUCUGCAAGGACCAACACGGUUGUCGCUAUCUGCAAAAGAAGCUCGAGGAGCGCAACCCCGAACAGGUCCACAUGAUCUGGCUCGAGACCAACCAGCAUGUCACGGAGCUCAUGACCGACCCAUUUGGCAACUACUUGUGCCAAAAGCUCUUGGAGUACUGCAACGAUGAUGAGCGCACCGUCCUUAUCCAGAACGCUGCCAACGACAUGGUUCGCAUUGCUCUUAACCAGCACGGCACUCGUGCCCUGCAGAAGAUGAUUGAAUUCGUCACCACUCCCACCCAGAUCGAGAUGAUCAUCAAUGCCCUGCGCUUCCAGGUUGUUGAGCUCAUCCAGGAUCUCAACGGCAACCACGUCAUCCAGAAGUGUCUUAACAAGCUCAGUGCGCAGGAUGCGCAGUUCAUCUUUGAUGCCGUCGGUACCAACUGCGUCGACGUAGGCACUCACCGCCACGGCUGCUGUGUUCUCCAACGCUGCAUUGAUCAUGCAUCCGGUGAUCAAAAGGUUUGGCUGAUCGCCAAGAUCACCGACCACGCUCCGAUUUUGGUCCAGGACCCCUUCGGCAACUACGUCGUUCAGUACAUCAUUGACCUCAAUGAGCCCUCCUUCACUGAGCCCAUCGUGCGCAUGUUCCAGAAUCGCAUUGGCCAGCUUUCUCGUCACAAGUUCAGCUCCAACGUCAUCGAGAAGUGUCUGCGCUGCUCUCAGGAGCCUUCCCGCGACAUGAUUGUCGAAGAGCUCCUUUCUCCUGGCGAGAUAGAGCGUCUCCUCCGCGACUCUUAUGCCAACUACGUUAUCCAGACAGCGCUCGAGUACGCGACUCCCCACAGCAAGUUCCGCCUGGUUGACGCUAUCCGACCCAUCUUGCCGUCAAUUCGAUCUACGCCUUACGGACGUCGCAUCCAGGCCAAAAUUCAGGCCUUCGAGGGUCGUGGCAGUGCUACCUCCAGUGGCCAGACUACUCCCGCCGACCCUAGCCAGGGUCAGAUUGCCCUGCGCCCGGGUCACAACCGUGCCAUGUCGAACAACACUUCGGUCAUUGCCUCUGGUCCCGGAGGCUCCUUCGGCAACGGCCUCAACGGCGGUCUAAACGGUGGCAUGGCUCCUCGUGGCAACCAAACCAACUAUCCCACGGCAUCCACCGUCACUGUGCCUCCCCCGGCUCCCCAGUCCCAGCGAAUGCAGCAGUACGGAUACGCCCCGCAGCCGCGCGUUGGCGGUACUGCUGCGGAGGCUGGUGCCGGUGGCGAGACAAGCCAAUGGUUGUAA